Trichoplax adhaerens is the source of this 612-nucleotide messenger RNA. RefSeq lists its product as uncharacterized. The transcript has 2 exons. Bases 1 to 612 code for a protein of 203 amino acids. NCBI's taxonomy places the organism in Eukaryota, Metazoa, Placozoa, Uniplacotomia, Trichoplacea, Trichoplacidae. The record is from RefSeq and is a predicted model, not a curated record.
AUGAUACUCCGUUGCCACUUUAUAGCUAGUUCACAAAUCCAUACUUGCCCUGAUAAUUGGCUUAUGCACCAAGAUAAUCUUAGAAACGAUUGCUUUAAGCUAUUUAAUGGCAGCCAUCUAGAAUGGAAUGAAGCCAACAAUUCUUGUAUUAGUGAGAAUGGAACAUUAUUACUGCUCUUGGACUCAAGCAUGGCCCAAAUAGUACAACGGCUAUAUAAAAAUUAUGGUUCCUUAGCUUGGAUCGGUAUGCAAGCCACACAAGGCGACUCUGGAAAGUACUACGAAUAUAAAUGGAUCAACGGACAAAAAUUUGACCUAGCUAGUCCAGGAUGGAGUCGAUUACCUGAAUUAGCAAAAGGGGCUCAAAAAUGCGUCUCGCUUUUCCUCUCUCAUUGGCAAUUACUGACUGAGAGUUGCGAUAGUAAGCUGAAUUAUCUAUGCCACAGAGCCUCCAUUACGACAUUGCCUUAUGCAACGUCAACGCAAGGACCUAAUACUGCAGCAAUAACAACGGAUUCUACUGAAGUCAACGGAGCAGCUGGACUAUCUUUAUAUACUUUAUUAUCGAUAGGUCUAGCAUUAUUUACAAUGGGUCUUCUGGGAAUACAUUGA